Molecule: messenger RNA, 951 nt
Organism: Solanum lycopersicum (tomato)
Lineage: Eukaryota; Viridiplantae; Streptophyta; Magnoliopsida; Solanales; Solanaceae
Product: probable glutathione S-transferase
Biological process (GO): glutathione metabolic process
Cellular component (GO): cytoplasm
Molecular function (GO): glutathione transferase activity
Source: RefSeq, a predicted model, not a curated record
UUCCUUCUAUAAAAGAAGAUCAUGAUACAAGACACAAACCACCACUAAAAUUUCCUUUUAACAUAGUAGUAAAUUAGCAAACAAUUAGAACCAAAGUUGUGAUAUGGCACAAGUGAAGUUGCUAGGUUUUUGGUAUAGCCCAUUUACUCACAGGGUUGAGUGGGCUCUAAAGAUUAAGGGAGUCAAAUAUGAAUAUAUAGAAGAAGAUCGAUAUAACAAGAGCCCUUUACUUCUUGAAUCGAACCCUAUUUACAAGAAAGUCCCAGUGCUCAUUCACAAUGGCAAGCCCAUUUGUGAUUCUAUAGUCAUUCUUGAGUACAUAGACGAGAUAUUUGAAGGCCCUUCCAUCUUGCCUAAAGACCCUCAUGAGAGAGCUUUAGCUCGUUUUUGGGCUAAGUUCCUUGAUGACAAGGUGGGAGCGGUGGUAAAUACAUUUUUACGCAAAGGAGAGGAGCAAGAGAAAGGUAAAAAGGAAGUUUGUGAGAUGUUGAAAGUUCUUGAUAAUGAGCUCAAGGACAAGAAGUUGUUUGUUGGUGACAAACUUGGUUUUGCUGAUAUGGUUGCAAAUUUGGUGGGACUUUGGAUGAGCGUUUUCGAAGAAGCAUCUGAAGUUGUAUUAGCAACAAAUGAAAAUUUUCCAAAUUUUUGUGCUUGGAGAAAUACGUAUAUUAGUUGCAAUCAAGUCAAAGAAUAUCUACCCUUAAGAAUUGAUGAGCUACUUGCUUUUUAUCAAGAUCGUGUUCGCGCUCUGGCUACAACUUUAGCUACUCCUCAAAAAUAAAUGAAUACUCUUAUAUGUGUUGGAUUGUAUUGGAAUAAGAUUGUGAUUCUAGGAAGACUCUCGUAGAUUCAAUUAUGUAUAAGUGUGCAAAUAAAGAAAAGAAAUUAAAAUGUGUGUUUGUAUAAGACUGUGCAAAUAAAGAAAAGAAAUUGAAAUGUGUGUUUGUAUAA